GGAUCGUCUGUGUAUUUCGGUAACCUUGUGCCUAUGAGAGCUGGACUCGUGUGAUGAUAUCGUGGGAUCUUCUCCGUGCUACCACGGCGAGCGAGAGAUAUAAAAGAUGUAAUUAUACAAAUCCAUCAGUUUAAUAUCGGUCUUAACCAAUAAGAGACUCUACUUAUCAUCGACAAACCCCCAAAAACACAAUGGGAGGCUUCGACAAAGUCACCGAUCUGGCCCAGCAGCUCGCCGGCAAGGAACAAACCGGGCAAGGCCAAGAGAGCCAACAGGAUUCGUCCCAAAUCUCAGGUAGCAAUCAGCAAUGGUCAGAGGUUGGUCUGGAGGCCAAAAAGGUCUUUGCCAACUAUCAAGCCGACCAAGCCGCUGGCAAGGGUCCAGAGUACAAUAAAAUUGGCGGCGUUGCUCAGAAGGCGUUUUCUGCCUACAGCAGCGGCGGGGAGAAGAGAGAUCUCGCUGGCAUUGGGAAGCAAGUUGCCGCUGGUUUCAGUGGUGGCCAAGAAGCUGACAAGGUCCGCAACUCUAGUGAAGUUGGGGAUGGCAUGUUUCAAAGUGGCGGAGGCCAGCGCAGUUUUGGGACGGAUGAAAGUGAUGUUGAUGGCGGGGAUGGGAAGAGGGGCCAGAAGUCUCUGAGAGAUCCACUGCACUCUACGACGGCAGAGGCAAAAACAAGUUCAAAGAGUGAAAGGUUCUCGGGACAAGAAGAGCCCUAUGAGGCGGCAGGGCUUGGGUCGCAAACUGAGCGAGAUGACCAAGAUGGCACCAUGUUCCAGAAGGGCGAUUUGGAUGAGGACGAAGGCGUUUGCACCGGAGGCCAGAGUAAGGGGCGGGAGGCUACGAGUGGUACAGCGGCCAACCAAGGUAAGAAAAAGAAUCACACAACUUGAGCUAUCACUUCGUCCUUCAAGACUAACACUGACUUUGACAGGGCCUAACAUCGAGAGGGUUGCAUCCACACGUGAAAAGGAGUGUUCUCUCGAAUCGCCCAUUGUCACUGGGGUAGGUUUAACAACUUGAUGCAAAUGGCUUUUACACGUUGACUUACCAGGUAAUUCUUAGGGUAAGACGACAUACUCGGGCCGCUCGAAUGAGUGG
Messenger RNA from Colletotrichum navitas, 1098 nucleotides. RefSeq lists its product as uncharacterized. The transcript has 2 exons. The record is from RefSeq and is a predicted model, not a curated record. The coding region runs from base 192 to 890 and encodes 232 amino acids. NCBI's taxonomy places the organism in Eukaryota, Fungi, Ascomycota, Sordariomycetes, Glomerellales, Glomerellaceae.